CACUCAAUAGUCAAUUCGACCAAACUCCAUAGCUAUCUAGAGAGAGAGAGAGAGAAACAAAGGUUAAACUAUGUCUAAAAAAGUGAGCGAAGAGGGACAAACCCACCACCAUGGCAAAGACUACGUUGAUCCUCCACCAGCUCCGCUUCUCGACAUGGCAGAGCUCGGGAAGUGGUCUUUCUACAGAGCUCUCAUCGCCGAGUUCGUCGCCACGCUCCUCUUCCUCUACGUCACCGUAGCCACCGUCAUUGGUCACAAGAAACAAACCGGUCCUUGCGACGGCGUUGGUUUGCUCGGAAUCGCUUGGGCUUUCGGUGGUAUGAUCUUCGUCCUCGUUUACUGCACCGCGGGAAUCUCUGGUGGUCACAUUAACCCAGCUGUGACUUUUGGUCUGUUCUUGGCGCGUAAGGUCUCUUUGGUGAGAGCUGUUGGUUACAUGAUAGCUCAGUGUCUUGGAGCUAUUUGUGGUGUGGGUUUCGUGAAAGCUUUCAUGAAGACUCCUUACAACACUCUCGGAGGCGGAGCUAACAUGGUAGCCGACGGUUACAGUAACGGGACUGCUCUUGGAGCUGAGAUCAUCGGAACUUUCGUCCUUGUUUACACGGUUUUCUCUGCUACUGACCCAAAGAGGAGCGCUCGUGACUCUCACAUCCCUGUCUUGGCUCCACUUCCAAUUGGAUUCGCUGUGUUCAUGGUACAUUUGGCUACUAUCCCCAUUACUGGAACUGGCAUUAACCCAGCCAGAAGCUUUGGUGCUGCUGUUAUCUACAACAACGAGAAGGCUUGGGAUGACCAUUGGAUCUUCUGGGUUGGUCCAUUCGUGGGAGCACUAGCAGCAGCAGCAUACCAUCAAUACAUUUUGAGAGCUGCAGCAGUUAAGGCAUUGGCCUCAUUCAGAAGCAAUGCAACCAACUGAUGAUGAAGAAGUUUGAAUUUCCCCAUUUAGUGAUGAAGGCUAAAAUGUGAAGAAACAGUUUAAGAUUAAUGUGCUUUUAUUAUGUAUGAUUAUUUGUGUGUUUGUGAGAGAGAAUUUUAAGUUGGUGGAUGUAUGGUGUUAAUCAAGAAAUGGGUCUUUUUAUCUCUUUA
Brassica oleracea var. oleracea is the source of this 1086-nucleotide messenger RNA. RefSeq names its product aquaporin PIP2-7-like. The transcript has 4 exons. Gene Ontology annotation, molecular function: water channel activity. The record is from RefSeq and is a predicted model, not a curated record. Gene Ontology annotation, biological process: transmembrane transport. Gene Ontology annotation, cellular component: plasma membrane. The coding region runs from base 71 to 916 and encodes 281 amino acids. NCBI's taxonomy places the organism in Eukaryota, Viridiplantae, Streptophyta, Magnoliopsida, Brassicales, Brassicaceae.